GCAGGCUCGAGUUUUUUCAGCCGGGAGUGGGGAGUAAUAUGUCCAGACGAAAACAGACCAAUCCUUUCAAAGUCAAUUGGCCGUUUCAAACCACAGGCUCAGCUGGCCCUAAAUGCACAUUGAAGAUGAAUUCUAGAGGUGACUUUACUGAAAACAGUGAGUGCCACAGCAACAAUUCCCAAGAACCUGAAGACCAAGACAGCAUGACUGAUGACAGUGACAGUGACUUGGAUAAUCCUGGUGAGGACUCUUCUUCAAACACCUCAGCCGAUGACAGCAUGGCGAGCAACAAGAGGAAGCUGUGCUCUUUACAAGAUGGAGAGGUAAAGGAGGAGAGUAAAGAGGGGACAGAGCACGGGAACAGUUAUGUAUGUCCCCUGUGCACUCAGGAGUUCAGCAGCCCUGAGCAGCUCAUUGCACAUGUUUACCAGCACACAUCGACCGUGGGUGGCAAUAAGAGCUAUGUGUGCCCAGUGUGUGGGCGGGCCCUCAGCUCUCCAGGUUCUCUUGGACGCCACCUUCUCAUUCACUCUGAAGAUCGUCUGUCUAACUGUGCUGUGUGUGGAGCACGUUUCACAGACACCAACAACUUCAACAGGGAGAAGCUGAAAGAAUUUCUGAACACUGGCAUGGAGAGCAGUAGUUGUGAUGAGACCUGUUCCAUGUCUCAGUCACUCUCCAACAACCCCAUGACCAACCCCAUGACCAACUCCGAUUCCAGCCCUGCACCGGCUCUGCCCCCUUUGCCCGAUGGUCUCCUGUCCUCUGCUCCCUCCAUUCCCUCCCUCCCAGAUACUCUAAGUCCCUCCAGCACAAGCCUGCCCCCACUGCCAGACCUUCUCAGCCCCAUGCCUGUGUACCCUGCUGGGGUACUGCUGGUAUGUAACAGCUGUGUGGCUUACCAGCAGCUUGUGGAGUCUCAGUCACAAUCAGUGAGAAAGUGGGCCGUGCGAAGGAAGAACGAGCCAGUGGAGGCGCGAAUGCAGAGGCUGGAACGCGAGCGCAUGGCUAAAAAGACCAAACGGGCGUGCGAGACGCCCGAGGAGCGGGAGCUGCGGAGGUUGCGGGACCGCGAGGCCAAACGACUGCAGAGGAUGCAGGAGUCGGAGGAGCAGCGAGCGCGCAGGCUGCAACGCGACCGAGAAGCCAUGCGACUGAAGAGAGCCAACGAGACACCCGAGAAAAGGCAGGCGCGACUCGUGCGCGAGAGGGAGGCUAAGCGGCUAAAACGACGUCUUGAGAAGAUUGACCCCUCGCUGCGGACACAGAUUGAACAUGAUCCUGCAGCUCUGGCUGCCCUCACAUCUGAUAUGAACCUUUUUCAGUUCCCCUUUACUAUGCCUGUUCCACCCAUGGACAACGGUCUGUUUCUGAAGCUGCCUUAG
This is a messenger RNA of Chanos chanos (milkfish), 1385 nucleotides long. RefSeq names its product zinc finger protein 821 (gene znf821). NCBI's taxonomy places the organism in Eukaryota, Metazoa, Chordata, Actinopteri, Gonorynchiformes, Chanidae. Gene Ontology annotation, cellular component: nucleus. Gene Ontology annotation, molecular function: DNA-binding transcription activator activity, RNA polymerase II-specific; RNA polymerase II cis-regulatory region sequence-specific DNA binding. The transcript has 6 exons. Gene Ontology annotation, biological process: regulation of transcription by RNA polymerase II. The record is from RefSeq and is a predicted model, not a curated record. Bases 39 to 1385 code for a protein of 448 amino acids.